Molecule: messenger RNA, 561 nt
Organism: Pleuronectes platessa (European plaice)
Lineage: Eukaryota; Metazoa; Chordata; Actinopteri; Pleuronectiformes; Pleuronectidae
Product: fatty acid-binding protein, liver
Exons: 4
Coding region: 20-442 (140 amino acids)
Biological process (GO): fatty acid transport
Cellular component (GO): cytosol; nucleus
Molecular function (GO): fatty acid binding
Source: RefSeq, a predicted model, not a curated record
GUGACGGGAUUAACACAACAUGCACAACAAACACCCUCAGGCAGCAGCACAACCAGGAGCUAUGGACUUCAGCGGCACCUGGAAAGUUUAUACUGAGGAAAAUCUGGAGGAGUUCCUGAAGAUAAUUGGUGCACCUCAGAUGGUCGUGAAGAUGCGCAAGGAGAUCAAACCGGUGAUAGUGAUCGAGCAGAAAGGCAAAGAUUUCACCUACACCAUGAAAACUCCCGUCUGCACCAAAGUUCACUCGUUCAGCCUCGGACAGGAGUCAGAGAUGGAGUCUUUGGACGGCAGGAAGUUCAAGUGCACCGUCCGAGAGGAGAAGGGGAAGCUGAUCGCUGAGACGGCUAAAUUCACGUCUGUCCGAGAGAUCCAGGGAGAGGACAUGGUCGAGACGGUCACUUCUGGAUCAGUGACUUUCAUCAGCAGAAGCAGACGAGUUUGAUCGGCAGCUGUCACUCAUCCAUGGACCUCGGACCCUCUCAGCCUCCAGCCAGGGGCCCUCUAGAACUCAGGAAUGAGGCUUAAUACAUUUGAAAUCAUUGAAUAAAGUUCAAUAAUAAC